GAACAUAAUGUAUUUUCGUUUUCCAGGAUGGAUGUACAGUAGCUCUCACACGCACUCUUGUUUCUGUGUAACCUCACCUACUGCACCUGUCAGACCUGACUCUCCACAUCCAGCUGUCUGACCGGAACACCUGGCUGUGCGUGUGAGUGAGUGUGAAUACAGGUGCGUGAGUUUAAUGUAAGUGUCGUCAAAAACAGCUGGAUGCUACCGGAAGCUCCUCGGCUAGCAGGCUGUAUCUGUAGCCGAGCAGCAGCCUCUGCAGAGCGGUGAAGCUGUCAGAUCAGACCCGGCGCUGCAGGACUGGAGGACUGGAGGACUGAAGGGAUGGAUCACUAACUCCUGCGGGUGAUCAGUGAUCAGUGAUCAGUGAGGAUGAGGAGCCGCAGUAACUCAGGAGUGAGGCUGGAUGGCUACGCCAGGCUGGUCCAAGAGACCAUCCUGAGACACCAGAACCCAGUGACGGGACUUCUGCCCGCCAGCGCCCAGAAGAAGGACGCCUGGGUGAGGGACAAUGUGUACAGCGUCCUGUCCGUGUGGGCGCUGGGCAUGGCCUACCGCAAGAACGCAGACCGCGAUGAAGACAAGGCCAAGGCCUACGAACUGGAGCAGAGUGUAGUGAAACUGAUGCAGGGACUUCUGCAGUGCAUGAUGAGACAGGUGGCCAAGGUGGAGAAGUUCAAACACACCCAGAGCCCAACGGAUUGCUUGCAUGCCAAAUACGAUACUCCUACCUGUGCCACGGUUGUCGGGGACGACCAGUGGGGCCAUCUCCAGGUAGACGCCACCUCCAUCUACCUGCUGAUGCUGGCUCAGAUGACUGCCUCAGGUCUUCGCAUCAUCUCAAACCUGGAUGAGGUGGCCUUCAUCCAAAACUUGGUCUUCUACAUAGAAGCUGCUUACAAAGUGGCGGAUUAUGGGAUGUGGGAGCGAGGUGACAAGACCAACCAAGGCAUCCCCGAGCUCAAUGGCAGCUCUGUAGGAAUUGCUAAGGCAGCUCUGGAGGCCAUAGAUGAGCUGGAUCUUUUUGGUGCCCACGGAGGGCCGAAGUCAGUCAUCCAUGUUUUGCCUGAUGAAGUGGAACAUUGUCAGUCCAUCCUGUGCUCCAUGCUGCCCAGAGCUUCAACCUCAAAGGAGAUAGACGCCGGCCUUCUGUCUGUCAUUUCCUUCCCUGCUUUUGCUGUUGAGGAUGCGGAGCUGGUGGCAAUCACUAAGUCCGAAAUCAUAAGCAAACUACAGGGUCGCUAUGGCUGCUGCCGCUUCAUCAGGGAUGGAUAUCGUUGUCCUAAAGAGGACCCGUCUCGGCUGCACUACGAUCCUGCAGAGCUCAAGCUGUUUGAGAACAUCGAAUGUGAGUGGCCCGUGUUCUGGACUUACCUCAUCCUGGACGGUAUCUUUGCUGGAGAUCAAGUGCAGGUGCAGGAGUACCGUGAGGCGCUGGAAGGCAUUUUGAUCAGAGGGAAGAACGGCAUCAAACUGCUGCCUGAACUUUAUGCUGUACCUCGUGACAAGGUGGAGGAGGAGUACGGCAAUCCUCACUCAGUGGACAGAGUGGCCAUGGGGCAGCUGCCGCACAUGUGGGGACAAUCGCUCUACAUCGUGAGCUGUCUUCUGGCCGAGGGUUUUUUAGCACCAGGAGAGAUCGAUCCCCUCAACAGGAGAUUCUCUACAAACUUCAAGCCAGAUGUUGUGGUACAAGUAUGUGUGGUAGCAGAGUCGGAGGAGAUCCAGGAGUUGUUAAGUGAUCAUGGGUUCGGGGUCCAGACGAUGUCAGAUGUUAUGCCUAUCAGGGUCAUGCCUGCUCGCAUCCUGAGCCAUGUCUAUGUCCGACUGGGGAACUGUAAGAAACUGAAUUUGAGCGGUAGGCCCUACCGACACAUCGGAGUUCUGGGAACGUCCAAAUUCUACGAGAUCAGGAAUCGCUCUUAUAUAUUCACCCCCCAGUUUCUAGAUCAGCACCACUUCUACCUGGCACUGGACAACCAGAUGAUUGUGGAGAUGUUAAGAACUGAGCUGGCCUACCUCUCCUCUUGCUGGAGGAUGACAGGACGGCCCACACUCACUUUCCCCAUCACCCGCAGCAUGCUGGUUGAAGAUGGAGAUGGGAUUGACCCGUGUAUCGUAGCAACCCUCAGGAAACUACAGGAUGGCUAUUUUGCUGGAGCGAGGGUGCAGAUGUCAGACCUCUCCAGUGUCCUGACCACAUCGUUCCACACUCACCUCAGCUUCCUGGAUGAAGAGAACGAUGACAGCUUACUCGAGGACGAGGAUGAGGAGGAUGGUGAUGAAUAUGGAGAGGAGUAUAACAACUGUGGGCCCUCAGCUGGCUCUAAAGACAUGUUUGACCAGUACCUCACCCAGCUCCUCCACAGCACCACCACCAAGUGCCAUCUUCCUCCCAUCCAGAGUGGGCAGCACCACGUCUUCAGUGCUGAACACACCACCAGAGACAUCCUGUCUUUUAUGGCCCAGGUCCAGGGUCUGAGCAUGCCCAAGUCUUCCAUGUAUCUUCCUGUGACUCCUGUUAAGGGCAAACGGCGCAAAACUCUCAACCUACUUGAAGUUCCUCCUCAACCUCAGCACGGCCCACAUGUAAAGCAGCACACGUCCCACAGUGCUGCUGACCUGCACCUGCCUCGAGACUCUCAGGGCAACACAGACUUUGCGGCGUUGGUGAGGCAGCUGAAAGAGUGUCCGACUCUGCAGGACCAGGCUGACAUCCUCUACAUCCUUUACAUAAUGAAAGGAGCUGAUUGGCUGGUGGAGUUGUCAGGUCCCGGGCAGGGCGGGGUCAGCGUGCGUUCCCUGCUGGAGGAGCUGUAUGUACAAGCUGGAGCCUGCAGAGAGUGGGGACUCAUUAGAUACAUCUCUGGGAUACUACGCAAGAGAGUGGAGGUCCUCGCUGAGGCCUGCACGGAUCUGAUUUCCCAUCAUAAGCAGCUGACUGUAGGUCUACCUCCUGAACCCAGGGAGAGAGUCAUCACAAUUCCACUUCCUCCCGAGGAGUUGAACACUCUCAUCUAUGAGGCCAGCGGUCAGGACAUCAGCAUAGCUGUACUCACACAGGAAAUCAUGGUGUAUCUAGCCAUGUACGUGCGCUCCCAGCCUGCUCUGUUUGGGGACAUGCUCCGGCUCAGGAUCGGACUCAUCAUGCAGGUGAUGGCCACUGAGCUGGCUCGCAGUCUGCACUGCUCUGGGGAGGAGGCGUCUGAGAGUUUGAUGAGCCUGAGUCCUUUUGGAAUGAAAAGCCUACUGCAUCACAUCCUCAGUGGCAAAGAGUUUGGGGUGGAGAGGAGCAUGCGCCCGAUCCAGUCAACAGCCACGAGUCCUGCCAUCUCGAUUCAUGAACUCGGCCACACUGGAGCCACCAAGAAUGAACGCACAGGGAUACACAAGCUGAAGAGUGAGAUCAAACAGCUGGAUGACUCUCGGCCUCUCAGUAUCGUCAGCGGUGGCCUUUCCUUGAGUAGCAAUGUCACUUCUCCUCGCUCCACGCGCUGCAGCAGCCCCUCCACCCCCAGUGGGAUCCUGUCCCCAGUGGGCCCCGGUCCAGGAGACGGACAGCUGCACUGGGAGGAGAGGCAAGGCCAGUGGCUGAGGAGACGCAGGCUGGAUGGAGCUAUAAACAGAGUACCAGUGGGUUUCUACCAGAAGGUCUGGAAGAUCCUGCAGAAGUGCCACGGCCUGUCCAUCGAUGGAUACGUGUUGCCGUCAUCUACCACGAGAGAGAUGACAGAGGGAGAGAUCAAGUUUGCGGUGCAGGUGGAGUCCGUCCUGAACCACGUCCCCCAACCAGAGUACCGGCAGCUGCUGGUGGAGACUGUGAUGGUUCUAAGCCUGGUAGCUGACGUGGACGUGGACAGCAUCGGUGGCAUUAUCCACGUGGACCGCAUCCUGCAUCUGGCCAAUGACCUCUUCCUCAGUGACCAGAAAUCCCACAGUGCCAGUGAUUAUUUCCUUGAGAAGGACCCAGCAACCGGAAUCUGCAACUUUUUCUAUGACAGCGCCCCCAGUGGCGGCUAUGGCACCAUGACCUACCUGUCCAAGGCGACGAUCACUUAUGUUCAGGACUUCCUGCCGAGCUCCAGCUGCCUGAUGCAGUGAAAGAGCAGACUGAACACCUGAAGAGACAUGUUUUAUAAGUCAAGGUUCAUCGGGCCAAAGGCAGCAAAGCUUCUCAUUAUCAGCUCAUACUAUUCAUGUGGUGCUUGUGAGUAUUUACUCUUCAAUAAACUCUGUAGCUCUCAUACUCUGGUGUAACAUCAUAGCCUUGGCAGCUGGUUUCAAACCACUAUAUAAGAAUUUAUUUUUUUUCUGUCAAGUCUGAACUGUGAACUUAUUUAUUACUGAAACAUGCUGCUCAAAUGUGUGUUUACAGGACUGAAUAACACACAUUUAUAUAAAUUAAAAUUAGCACAUCUCUGUGCUCUUGGUGUUGUGUGUGAGAAUAUUAUAUAAACAGUUAACUGUCUUAUAGUUGAAUAUGUCAUAGUUUAUAAUUCUACAGAGCUUGGCAGUUAUCAGAGUAAACAUUUUGGUAAUUUGUCCACAAAUUAUUCCCCUCAAAUCAGUAAUUUGUACUUUUAUUUUCUGCCUCUGUUUUUUAUUGUUUUAUCUGCAUUUAAUAAUAUAAUAAUGUAUUGUUCUAUUGUAAUAGAUUACCUUAAAUAUGCAGGAAAAAUAAAAAAAAUCAUAUAUCAAUCAUAAAAACAAUUUGUACCCUCAAAUUACUAAUUUCUUACCCCACAAAUGAUAAAUUUGCGUAUACGAAUUAACAGUUUCACCUCGGAUAUCUUUCAGGCUCUUUAUAAUUCAGUGUUGAUGAUACUGAAACUUGUUUUAGCUGUAGUCUUAUGUCAAUAUGAACCUGUAUGGGAACAAUAAUCAUAGUUUUCCUUGAAUGCCAAGAUGUUUUUGUCUUUGUGUUGUGUGUUUUGUACAAUUAAUGAAAAUUAAUCCAUCCGUCUGCACAUGAAUGUCACCCAAAGGUUUUCCUACUGAUAUGGCCAGUCAACAUUUUGCAUGUACCUCAACGUACAGUGAAUAUAAGUUUAUUUUUGGUAUGUUGGUGUAGAAGUCUGCUUUAAUGCCGGUACUUAGUAAUGUUUUAUACGGUAUACACUACAGUAUGUAUAUAUAUAGUAUAUGCAUGAUGUAUACGUAAAGAAUGAAAUGUCAGUGCAGCCAGACAUUGGUUAAGUACCAGAGAGGUCCGGAGUAUGUUGAACAGAGUCUUUGUAUGUCUGAUGAGUACAGAAAGGAAAAAAAAGUUUUAAAUAACUUUCAUCCCAGUGCUUUUAUUUUGAAAGCGAAAUGGCAGGAAACAGUAAAAUGUUGAUAUAUUUAAUGCUAACCCAAACCCUGAAAUAUUUCCAUUUACUUAAAUUGUAACAAAAAUAGAGAGAAUUAAUAUGUAUACAGUAUAUACUAUUAUAACAUAUUAUACAGGUCUCCUAUUUAACAUAAUAUAUCUGUUCAGUUAUUUUAACAUUUCCAUUAGAAAAAUAUUUAUUAUGACAUUUUUAAAGUAUGUUCAUGCAAUAAUAAAAUCAUUUGACUAA
Messenger RNA from Sebastes umbrosus (honeycomb rockfish), 5558 nucleotides. It is a transcript of the gene phka2, whose product is annotated as phosphorylase kinase, alpha 2 (liver). Gene Ontology annotation, cellular component: phosphorylase kinase complex. The record is from RefSeq and is a predicted model, not a curated record. Lineage: Eukaryota; Metazoa; Chordata; Actinopteri; Perciformes; Sebastidae. Gene Ontology annotation, molecular function: calmodulin binding. The transcript has 33 exons. Gene Ontology annotation, biological process: glycogen metabolic process. The coding region runs from base 373 to 4101 and encodes 1242 amino acids.